This is a messenger RNA of Aspergillus eucalypticola CBS 122712, 765 nucleotides long. RefSeq lists its product as uncharacterized. The coding region runs from base 73 to 714 and encodes 213 amino acids. NCBI's taxonomy places the organism in Eukaryota, Fungi, Ascomycota, Eurotiomycetes, Eurotiales, Aspergillaceae. The record is from RefSeq and is a predicted model, not a curated record. The transcript has 2 exons.
CUCAAUUGAAACAUUACAGAUCCUUCACAUUACAUCAACCCAUCAACACACUUUCUCGGCUCAACAAACACCAUGGACUCCUACGGUCAAGACAACUUUGGUGGUGGCCGUCGCGGUGGUGGUGACAGCUUCGGAGGCAACGACUCCGGGUUUGGUGGCAACAACUCUGGCUUCGGCGGUGGUGGUCUCGAAGAUGACUCCUACAGUCAAGAUAACUUUGGUGGUGGCCGUCGCGGUGGUGGUGACAGCUUCGGAGGCAACAACUCCGGGUUUGGUGGCAACAACUCUGGCUUCGGCGGUAACGACUCUCAAUUUGGUGGAGGUGGCUCUGGUUUUGGAGGAAUUGACUCGGGCUUUGGCGGGGUUCGCGGUGGAGGUGACUCUGGCUUCGGCGGCAAUGACUCUGGAUUUGGCGGGGGAAGAGGCAAUCAAGACAACUUCGGAGGGUCUGGUGGUGUAAAUGACUCCUUCGGAGGCUCCUCCGGUGGCUCUUCUGGUGGGCUUGGGGGCUUGGUGAACAAGGCAGAAGGCUUCCUCGGCAGCCACGGUGGAACCAGCAACCAGGGCGGCUCUAACAACGGAGGACAGGGUGGUAACUCUGGUGGCAACUUUGUCGACUCGAUGGUUGAUCAGAAGGUUGACCAGUAUGUCCCUGGUGGAAUGGAUGGUGCUGUUAACCAGGGAAUCAACCAGGAGGUUAACAAGUUCUUCUAAAGACCUGCCCUCACAAUUUAUGAGAUGUCAACGUCCCUGAGCAUGAUAACG